Messenger RNA from Colossoma macropomum (tambaqui), 1227 nucleotides. Its product is annotated as interferon-induced protein 44-like. The record is from RefSeq and is a predicted model, not a curated record. NCBI's taxonomy places the organism in Eukaryota, Metazoa, Chordata, Actinopteri, Characiformes, Serrasalmidae. The transcript is spliced from 8 exons. Bases 1 to 1122 code for a protein of 373 amino acids.
AUGAGCUCUCCAAGCUCCCCAGGCUCCCCCAGCACCUGCACCUCCCCCUGCACUCCCAGAAGGCUGUAUGACCAAUUCUCUCGCUCGGAGAAACUUGAUGAGAAGCCCCCUCUAAAACCAAAUGACCACACCUACACCCCGUAUAAGCGGAAUGACACCAACCUAUCAUGCACCAGCACAUGCAUGUCUGAGGCCCAGGGCAUUACGAAUGCGUCGCCUGGGUCUCCAGCUUCGCCAGGCUCUCCAGGCCCGCCAGGCUCUCCAAGCUCCCCAGGCUCCCCCAGCACCUGCACCUCCCCCUGCACUCCCAGUGAAGCCAACAAAGAACAGAUGUUGAGAAAACUGAAGGAAUUCCAGCUUAGAAUUGAAGAAGUCAGUCAGCUGAGGAUUCUGCUUCAUGGACCUAUUGGAGCAGGAAAGUCCAGCUUUAUCAACUCUGUCAACACCGUCCUUCAAGGCCACAUCACAAUAGCUGCUUUGGCGGAUUCUGCUGCUGGAAAAAGCUUCACUAUCAAGUUCAAAACCCACAGGCUGAAGAAAGGUGGACCUGGAGCUUACUAUCCAUUUGUCUUCUCUGACAUCAUGGGUCUUGAACCAGGGACUUCAGAGGGGGUCCACACAAAUGAUAUUAUCAACAUAUUAGAGGGCCAUGUGAGAAAUGGUUACACAUUCAAUCCUGUUAGUCCACUUGACAAAAGGGACAAAUACUACUACAGCAACCCCGGCCUGAAGGACAAAGUUCACUGUCUGGUGAGCGUCCUACCAGCAGACAAAAUCUCCAUCAUCUCUGAUGAAGUGAUCGUGAAGAUGAAAACUGUUCGGGAAAGAGCUCGUAACUUGGACAUACCCCAAGUGGUCAUAAUGCCCAUGGUGGAUACAGCAUGUCCACUAGUCCAUGAGGACCUGAAAAAGAUCUACACCAGCAAGAAAAUCAAGGAGAAGAUGCAGGAGUGCAGUAACAGACUGGGGGUCCCAAUGAACUGCAUCUUCCCUGUGAAGAACUACAAUGAGGAAGUUACAAAUGACCUGCAUCUGGAUAUUUUGAUUCUGAUGGCUUUGACAAAUAUCAUUAUGUUUGCCAAUGACUAUGUAGAGGAGCAGAUUUUUGCAGACAAUGAAUAAGGAUAACACAUUUGUGCAAUGGUGUGAUGACAGUAGUUUCAGCAAUGGGCAUGUACAGAGAUGUCAGAAAGCACCAGCAGACACCUUUUCACAUGUAGUCUCACU